UCAGAACUGAAUCUGCUCAUCAGCUUGAAGAUGGAGCCCUGUGUGAGGGUAAAGCAAGAAGAUGAUGGAGGGGCCAGUUCACAGGGUGCUAGGGCUAUUGGAGGAGAUUCCCGUGACUGCCCCACAUCAGAACUGAAUCUGCUCAUCAGCUUGAAGAUGGAGCCCUGUGUGAGGGUAAAGCAAGAAGAUGAUGGAGGGGCCAGUUCACAGGUGGAUCAUUGGCAAGUGAGUGAAAAUGAGGAGAAUUUUCUAUCGAGAAGAUCUCUGAAAAGUGAACCAAAUGGGGCAUCUCUGGGUGGAGCAAAAGAAGAGCUUUCGCAGGGAUUUGUAAGUCAAGAGAAACAAGAGAGUUGUGCUCAAUUCGAGUCAGUGAGCAAGAGUUCUUCGGGCAAUCAAAGUCUGACUGAAACUGCCAACUGUGAGAGAGAAAUGGGGGGUAGUGGUUGUCAUGAACACCACUCAGCCCACAGAAGACAGAAAUCGUUUGUCUGUCCGGAGUGUGGGAAAAUCUUUGGUCGGCAUUCAGCCCUGAUUAAUCACAAGACCACACAUACAGGAGAGAAGCCAUUUCAGUGCUUAGUUUGUGGGAAAUGCUUUGGCUAUAAAGCGCUUCUUGUUCGACAUGAAAGAUCCCAUGCAGUAGAAAAGCCAUACAAAUGCUUAGUCUGUGGGAAAACUUUCAGUUGCAGUACAAACCUUUCGAUCCACGAACGAACCCACACAGGAGAGAAGCCGUACACUUGCUUAGACUGCGAAAGAAGCUUUAAUCAGAAAAUACACCUCAUAAAACAUCAGCGGACUCAUACAGGAGAGAAAUUGUAUCCCUGCUUAGAGUGUGACAAAAGCUUUACAAGUCGAUCUACCCUUACUGCUCACUGGAGAAGUCAUACAGGAGAGAAACCGUACACAUGUUUGGAAUGUGGGAAAAGUUUCAGCCAGAAAUCGCACCUGACCACUCACAAGAGGACUCACACUGGAGAAAAACCACAUGUGUGCCUGCAUUGUGGGAACAGCUUCAGUAGAAAAUUCGAUCUUCUCUUACAUGAGAGGACACAUACAGGAGAGAAACCCUACUGGUGCUCAGACUGUGGGAAGAGCUUCUGUCAGAGUUCCCAGCUUUUUGUCCACAGAAGAAUCCAUACUGGAGAGAAACCAUUCAAAUGUUCAGAGUGUGGAAAAAGUUUUCGUUGGGAAGGCAGCCUCAAAAUGCACGAGAAAAACCAUGCGGGGGACAGGCCAUAUGCCUGCUCAGACUGUGGAAAAAGCUACAGUAAAUCGUCCCACCUUAUUAGGCACAAGGAGACUCACAUGGGAGAGAAACCAUACGCAUGCACAGACUGUGGGAAGAGGUUUGGUAGUAAUUCAGUGUUGGUUGAGCAUAAAAGGAUCCAUACAGGGGAGAGACCAUAUACCUGUCCAGAGUGUGGGAAAAGCUUCAGCCGGAGCUCGAACCUUAGGGCUCAUCUGAUAAUCCAUACAAGAGAGAAGCCAUUUGCCACAUAAAUAUGUAUUGUUAAUGUUGGAAUUUCCAAAAUGUAUCAUUAUCUGCAUGAAUGGUGUACAUAUACAGGAUGAGCUUUCUGCCACUGUGUCUUUUGCCCAGUCUCUUCCUAUGUUAUGUUGCCUCUGAAGCAAGUUCAAAUUUUGUCCUAAUGGAAAAGGAGGAAGGCAAGUGGAUAACGGGACUUGGGAAGGGACUGGGUCACAUGCUGUGCCUCAGAAAGAAAAAGUCAUAUGGAACAAAAACUAAAAUUGCAUUAUUGGACAUGAUGAAUAUAUGAAGAUGCCUUAUACUGACUCAGAGCGUCGGUCCAUCGAGAUCAGUAUUGUCUACCUAGAAUGGCAAUGUCUCUCCAGGAUCUCAAGCAGAGGUAUAUCAUGUCAUCUACUGCCUGGACCUUUCAACUGAAGAUGUUAGGGAUUGAACCUGGGGACUUCCGCCUGCCAAGCAGAUGCUCUGCCAUUGAGCCACAGUCCAUCCCCUGCCCCUGGACAAGCUUUUGUGAACCAGAACCCGUGUUAUCAGAGGCAUGAUAUGCUACACUGACUUUGCAGGUGUUACAGGUACAAGAAGACAAAAAAUAAUGACUACUGAGAAAUUAUACCAUUUUAAGGUUGACAGUGAAGAAGCUGAAAUUGUUAAAGGUUUUCUAUUCCUGGGCUCAAUCGUCAACCAAAAGGGAGACUGCAACCAACAAUUCAGAGGAAGAUUGAGACUUGGAAGGGCAUCCAUGAAGGAACUAGCAACUUGUGUCCAGGGCUUUUUUUCUGGGAAAAGAGGUGGUGGAACUCAGUGGUGGAACUCAAGACUGCACAAUGAUGUCACUUUGGG
This is a messenger RNA of Eublepharis macularius, 2332 nucleotides long. Its product is annotated as zinc finger protein OZF-like. The transcript is spliced from 3 exons. The record is from RefSeq and is a predicted model, not a curated record. Lineage: Eukaryota; Metazoa; Chordata; Lepidosauria; Squamata; Eublepharidae. Bases 31 to 1503 code for a protein of 490 amino acids.